Fusarium poae is the source of this 531-nucleotide messenger RNA. RefSeq lists its product as uncharacterized. The coding region runs from base 1 to 531 and encodes 176 amino acids. The transcript is spliced from 2 exons. The record is from RefSeq and is a predicted model, not a curated record. NCBI's taxonomy places the organism in Eukaryota, Fungi, Ascomycota, Sordariomycetes, Hypocreales, Nectriaceae.
AUGCCACAAUCCAAAAAUGCAAAGGCAAUAGGUAUGUGUGGUAUACCAAGUGUCUCUCAUGAUGACCUCUUUGCUUUCCACGAAGCCCACUUCUCACAAGCAGCCCUCGCUUCCUUUGGAUCCGACUUCAUUGAGACACCAAGCCAAGAUCACAUUCAAGAUGACGCCACUAGCGAUGCUUGGGAAGAAGAAGAUGAUGGCUUAGGCUAUUAUCCGGAUGGUGUGAAAAGAACUUUGACGGACGAGCAAAUCGAAAUAUUUCGACACUCUGAACUUGAAGCUCUACGCAAAGAGAAGGAGAAGGCCGAACAGCUCAAGAGAAAGGCAGACACAAUGACGGGCGAGCCUGUAGACCCGGGUGACAAUAUCGCUGCUCCCCCACAAACCGCAAACGUGUUGCCAACAUCCUUCCACAGCAAUAAGAAGCGAAAGAAGAAGAAGGCAGCUAAACGUCCCGAACCGAAACCUGACCUUCGAAAACGAACAUGGGAUAUUGUUGACAAAGGCCUGGACUCGCUUGAGUAUGACUAA